CUACGAGACCCCCUCCUCAACACUCAUGGGCUCACCCUGACACCUCAGACACCCAUACUGGUGCAGGACGUCACCCCAGCGGGGCCGGCUGAUGGAAGGCUAGUCCCUGGCGACCAGGUCGUAAAGAUCAACAAUGUUGCCGUCGACGACCUGACCCCAGAGCAAGCGGCUGACCUCAUCAGGGAGUGUCAGUGCUCUGUGAUGAUAACAGUCCUCAGAAACUCAGUGGGACCCAAGUCUUCCUUCAUCACCCCAGAGAAGCGAGCUAAACUCCGGUCCAACCCAGUCAAAGUUCGCUUUGCUGAGGAGGUCGAGGUCAACGGUCACUCUCAGGGCAACUCGCUGCUCUUCCUCCCCAACGUUCUAAAGGUGUAUCUGGAGAACGGACAGACCAAGGCCUUCAAGUUUGAACCCAACACCACUGUCAAGGACAUAGUGAUGACCCUGAAGGAGAAACUGUCUCUGUCUCGUAUUGAACACUUUUCUCUGGUUCUGGAACAGAAGUACAGCAUCAGUAAACUACUGUUACUACAUGAAGAGGAGAGGAUACAACAGGUGGUCCAUCAGAAGGAAGUCCAUGACUACAGGUGUCUGUUCAGAGUGUGUUUUGUACCCAGAGAACCUGAGCACCUGUUACAAGACGACCCCACUGCCUUCCACUACCUCUACCUGCAGGGUAUUAAUGACGUGCUACAGGAGCGUUUUGCGGUGGAGAUGCGUUGCAACACGGCCCUGCGUCUAGCAGCCCUGCAGAUACAGGAGAGACUAGCCAGCUGUGGACAGUCACCUAAGACCAACCUCAAGAUCAUCACGAAGAGUUGGGGCAUUGAGAACUUUGUCUCAUCAACCCUCCUGAGGAACAUGAGGGAGAAGGAUCUGAGGAAGGCCAUUGGCUACCACAUGAAGAAGAGCCAAUCACAGGAGCCCAAGCAGAAGGUGCUGUCGGCCAAUCAGGCGAAGAUUGACUACCUGGCUGAGCUGUGUGACCUCAAGUCCUUUGGCGGGAAGUCCUUUAGUGCCACCAUGAUGCUCCAGGACAGGGAGUCGAUGGUGACCCUGUUGGUGGGGUCGCGGUACGGUAUCAGUCAGGUGGUGAACCACAAACUGAGCAUCAUGACCUCACUCACAGAGUUCAGCAGUAUCACACGCAUAGAGCUGCUACCAGAGUCUGACCGUGUUAGUCUGGUCAAGAUCUAUCUACAGGACAUCAAGCCCAUCACCCUGUUGUUGGAGUCAGUAGCAGCCAAGGACAUGUCCUGUCUGGUGGCAGGGUACUGUCGUGCCCUAGUGGACCCCAGCCUCAUCAUCUUCCCCUGGACACAGGACGCCAAGCAGCACCGCGUGUCUGCCGAGGAGGGCUAUGUGUCGCGGUGUGGCAGUGACUCGGAUGAUUCCUCAGACAUGGACACCCUCAUCUCCCUUGUAUCCCAUAACAACAAGCGGACCGCAUCAGACCCUGUCGGUCUACGACGCAUUAUGGAGGAGAGGAAAGAGGAGAGAAAAGAGAGGAAGGAGAGAGAGGAGAGGAAAAAGAAGGAGAAAGAGGGGAACGAGAGAAAGGAGAAGAGAGAAGGAGAACAAGAGAAAAAUAUGAAAUACGGAACUAUGUCUCCACAGAGAAAAAACAGAGAGAACGAGAGAAUAGAGGAGAAGGUGGGAGGAGUAGGGGACCAGAGAAAGAAAGACACUGAAGCAGGAGGAGAGGAGAAGUCUGAGAAACAACUAGGAGCAGAGAACAGAGGAAUGCAGGAGGACGACAGAGAAAGAGAGAAUGAAAGCGAUGCAAGGUGUUACUACAAUAUCUGCCCUAACGUUACCCCCGACAGCGCAUGCAGCCUCACCCACCCUCACCCUAAGGCUGAGGAAGAGGAGGGUGGUGGUGGUGAGGAAGAGCAGGGGGCGGUCCUGACCCUGGAGCCCGUGCCCAUCCUCCAGCCGCCGCCAGGGUUCGGAGACAGCAGUUCUGACGAGGAGUUCUUUGAUGCGAGGGAUCGGUUCGCCUCGCCUGAAGACCCAACAUCAGGGACUGUGUCCAGAGUCUCCUACCCUGGACCGGACCAAAACCAGGAGCGGAACAUGGACUGGAACCCAGAUCACGUUCCUGAUCAGUAUCCGGACCGGGUACAGAACCGGACAGAGAGCUCAGACGAAAGCCAGCUGCUGAGUUUGGACCCAGAACCCUCUGAGCAGAGCCAGAACCCAUGUCCUACUGUCUCCUCUCUGAGCCACACUGAGGGGGAGGCAUUCCAGCUCGAGUCCAAGCCUAUCCUCACCAAGCCCACCCGAGAGGGGUCCCACCAGGGACCUGGAGAUCCACGGGCGCCUGAUAACCCGAAGGCUGAACUCCAUAGGAGCUCCAGGAGCAGGCGGAAGUCCAUGGAGACAGAGCCCGACGUGAUGGAGUCCAAAUCGGUCACGGCCCUGGUGACGGCAGCCUCCUCCUCCAUCACAGCUGUACGCUGUAGAGUAGAACCAGACGGCAAGGAGAGCACUGAUCGGAGAGGAGACGGGGAGGAGGGAGAGAUGGAGGAAGAGGAAGGGGGUGGAGAAGCAGGGGCAGGACCGAUUCCUCCUCCGGCCUUGCUCACCGGGCAUCAUCGGCCAAAGCCUCUCGGCCUCCACAUUACGGGGAAGAUCCAGAGCCUGCCCCUCUAUUUAUCUCGCUCCCAGGAAACCCUCACCCUCUCUGGGGUGGGCAGCACCACCAGGAGCCCCUCUCAGGAGCCCACCAGCGACAAGACUGAGCGGUGGCGACAGUGGAGGAUUCGAAAGAUUCCGGGGGUGGCGUUGGCGGAGUCGGAUGAUUCCGAGGUCACGCUGACGGAAUCGGAGGUUGGCGAGGUUGUCGUGGAGACGGCCGGGGCGGAAAUCACAAGGUUGACGGUGUCGGAGGUCAAGGAGGUGGUCGAGAAGGUUGUGAUGGUCUACGGAUCCUCCCCUCCUCCUCCUUUAGCACCCAUCUAUGUAGAGCCCAAACCAGAACCCAAAAUGGUUGCCAAGUUGCCUACCUGUCCCAUUGCUACAGUGGAAACCACCCCUCCUAUGGCUACAGCACCUAUCUGUCUGGAGCCCAAACCAGUCUCUGAACUACUCUCCCCAAGCCCCACUAUCCACAAAAUGGCCGCCCCAUUACCUUCCUGUCCUUCCUCUCCUGUGCCCAUACGCGUAGAGCCCAAACCAGAACAUGAAUCACUAUCCAUACACUCCAAAAUGGCCGCCUUAUCGUCCUCUAAUCCCCCUGCUUUAGUGGUAACCACACAGAGUCUGAAUUCCCCUUCUUCUAAUCCUCCCCCAAUCAGAGUAGAACCCAAGACAGACCCUUGCCCUGAACCGCUGUCCCUAGACCCCAAAAUGUCCUCUCCGUUGUCUUCCUGCCCCUCUGCUAUAGUGGUGACCACACAGAGUCUGAAUGGACCGGGGCUCAGCUUCCCUGGUUAUAACAUGAGAGGACGGCCAUUCGGGGGAAACAGCUUCUGUAAACCCCCAGGGGAGGAGGCAGGCCUGCUGAACACCCUGACUACAGGCUGUGGGGUCUUCACCUCCACCUGUGAGACCCAGCCCAACCAGGCCCACAUGGAAUCCUACCCGCUGGAGAAGCCUGAUUUAGGGUGUAGUUCGGUGCUGGUGUCGGGGUGCGAGGUGGUCCUGGAGGGGGUGCAGACGCCCCUGGAGGCAUGCAGGUGUCCGCCACCGCUAGUUUAUACCAACUGUUUCAGUGGGGGUGACAGCUUCGACGAUGAGUUGACAGUUUACGAGUUCUCCUGCCGGACAAUCCAGUCUCCAGGACGAUAUCGGCCGACUACGCCACCGCCGCUUCCCACCGCCCCCCGCAGGGUUCCAGACUAUCCGGAGCGACGUGGGACGAGCUUAUCACCCUCCUGCAGGGAGGGAGGAUGGGGGAGAGGGGAGGCACCAAGGGAGACCUGCGCCACCCACUUCUCAGAGAACAAGCGUCUUCUCCACGGGAGGCCCCGGAGGCUGAUGGCCGGCUGUCAAAAGGUGGUCCGGGUGGGGCAGACCCCGGACGAGAUGCUCUUGUCCCUGUCCGACAGCUUCAAGACCCUGGUGGGCAUGGCCGGCAUGUGCCUGUGGUUCUCCGGGUGCGACCGGUGCGACCGGAGGAACGCUGAGGCGCUGGCUGGGCUGGCGGGCGUGGCCAGGACGUACCGGGAGUUUGUAGCUGGCGGCGGAGAGGCGCGAGCGGGAGGCGGACGCUGUCAUGACCUCAGCACCAAGCUCCUUGCCAAGCAGUGUACCGCCCUCACUGCUUCCGUCUUCUGCCUCACACAGCUGUUCCGCACACUCACCGCCCUCUGAACUGAACCAACGAUCUCUGACCCCUAUAACAACCUAUCGGUUGACCUUUCAACUCUGACCUCUAGACCCACUACACAGGGUCGCCAGACAAUCAGUCAGUCAUCCGGCUGAGUGGGGAAAAAAUGUCUGAACUGGAACAAGUCCACGUAGAGAAGAAGAAGAAAAAGAAGAAGCACAAUUGAAAGGAGAGAGAGAUGAGACUGAUGAAACAAGACGGGAUGAAACAAGACGGUUCUAAUGAUCUCCUGUGACAUCAUAGAGAGCCUCUGUGACAUCAUAAAUAAGGAACCUCUGUGACAUCACAAAGUGCCUGUGUGACAUCACAGGGAACAUGUGACACACUGGAAGACAUAAGAGUUAUGUCAUAACAGUAUGUAACUCCAUUUGGGUCUUUGCUUGUCAAAAAAUAUACACAUAAAAUAAGACUAUUUGACGCGUUAAAUAAGAUUUUAAUUUGACACGUCAAAUAACACAAUUCUAUUAUGAAUGUUGUGUGUGUUGAAUUUGCACAUGCAAGACAAGCUCCACCACUGCUAUCAGUAGCACUGUAUAAACGGUACAAAAAAAAGUCUGCAAACAAGCACACACGGGCCAUAAACGAUGUGUUUACAAUACCGCGUUGGUAAUAAGGCAUUAUUUGUUUGACGGCAACUUCUGGUGUAGCUAGCUAGCUUUAGCUUGGUACCUAGCUAGCACCAAGGGUUCUUAUAAAUUAGGGUACUUUUAGAUGAUGACACCUAGCUAGGUAGUUAGCUAGCUAACUAUAGCUACUGAAACAGAUUAUGUUGUUUUGCUAUGUUUUUUGGGAAGAACAUUGUUUGCAUCCAUCAGCUAGCUCGCUUUUUUAAUAACAAAACUUUACCAGCAUCAUAGCAUACAUAUCGAUGAAUCGUUGUGACAUGAAAUACGAGUGAUAGUGUAAUCAAUGUGUAAUAGAUACGUAAAAAAUAUGUGACGUGCAGUCAUAUUCAGGUCCUGAAUGUUCAACAAGCUUACACUAUUUGACAUGUAUAUUUUUUUUGACACGCAAAAACCCAAAUGGCGUUCCAUAUAACAGGUCCCAAAUGACUGUUAAGCAUUUUAAACAGUAACCUACAGUAUGCUGUGCAAGUGCUGUAACCCACGGCAACUACACAAGGAGGGAUAAACUGGACAUAUGUAGCAUCAUCACCAAACUGCAAGAAGCCUCACGCAAUGACAAUCUCUGGACUCAAAGCCAACCUGCUUGCGUUAAUGUAGUAUUUAACUAAUUUAUUAUAUUUGAAUGUCCAUUAUUUAUUUGUUUUAAUUUAUUAUGUAUUUGUGAUGUUAUCCCUGUGAUUAUUGAUUCUGUAUGGUAGUGGUGUGAGGUGUGAAAAAUAGGAAUGUAGAGGGAAUGGGUGUGUUUACAGAAAAGAGGAUCCAGGUUGGUACACACACUCCAUCAGAGUUGGCUGAAAGGUACAGUCAUGUUGAUUGUGUUAUUAUUUGGCUGGCUGAUCAGUCAGUGGAAGGUUUUAUUUGAUACUCUCUCUCUCUCUCUCUCUCUCUCUCUCUCUCUCUCUCUCUCUCUCUCUCUCUCUCUCUCUCUCUCUCUCUCUCUCUCUCUCUGAAUAAAUGACAGGCGGUCUGGUCACAUGACCAACCCUCAGUCGAGGGGGCGGGGAUCUGAAUGUCGACCGUUUACAAAACCAAAAAAAGGAGGGAAAUGCUGUUCCAAAUGGCACCCUUUUCUCUACAUGGUGUACUACUUUUAACCAGGGCUUAUAGGGCUCGGGUCAAAAGUAGUGCACUACGUAGGGACGGACCGUGUAAAGGUUCAUCACUGUGUAUGAUAUUUUAUAAACCUAGUAGCUGAAUGCUGAUGUCUGCGUAUUACUUUUUUUAAUGCGGGGAGGAAGGGGACGCAGGGAGUGUACACUUUGGGGGACGUGUAGAGAAUUAGCACACAAGCCUAACGUUAUGUGGUUGUAAAAAUGGUGGCCAUUUUACAUUUACAGGAUGUGUCCCAAAUGGAAUCCUAUUCCCAGUAUAGUGCCCUAUGGGCCCUGGUCUAAAGUAGUGCACUGCAUAGGGAAUAGGAUGCCAUUCGGGCCGCUAACACAGUAAGCUUACUAGUUGGUAGGCUGUUGCAUUUUUCUAUCCACACUUUGAACGUUUCUGGAAAGAGAUGUCAAACUCAUUCAACCUGCAUGUUCACUGUUCAGAAAUUAGGAUUGUUUCCAACUUGUACACUACAUUUCAUGUGUUACCUGAUUUCAUUGCAAUACAUAGCACAUUUCUACAUUUUCAAUGUUUAGGUAAAGGUGAUGGAAAAUAGCCUUCUCCCCUUUGCUGCUGUUUAACAUGGGGAGAAAAAAUUAUUAUUUUACAUAUUCAUAUUUCUUGUUGGGGAACAAGUUUGACGAACAAACGCUGAUCUAGACAAAAGAGUUUCACAACUACUGUGUGCACAGCAGGGUUGGGGUCAAUUCCAUUUCAGUUCCAGUCAAUUCAGAAAGCAAACCAUAUUCCAAUUCCAAAUUGUCCUCAUUGAAAAGCAUUGACGAGAAUUGGAAUUACAAUUGGAAUUUCAGUGUACUAUCUGAAUUGACUGGAAUUGAAAUGGAAUGGAGCCGAACCCUGAUGUUCACACUUCUAGUUCUUCUAUUAUAUUUUAAAUGAAGGCUGCAAUGUGUUUUAACCUCCUCUCUGCUAGGGAUGAAAUAUUCCGGUAGGUUUUCUAGAAAUCCCGGUUGGAGGAUUCCAGAUUCCCUGCUUAAUACAUUCAGAUUCUGGGAAUCUUUCAACCGGGAUUUUUGGAAAAGCCUGGGAAUUUUGGGGAGAUAAAGUUCCUGGUAUUUUAUAAACCUACUCUCUGCUCACUAAGCAUGCCCUGCUAAACCAUAACCGCAUCUUUAUAAAAUCAGGGAAAUAACUAAGUAACUGCUGUAUGUGAAUGACUGAAUGAGUGAUACUGCUGUCUGCUCUAUGCUUUUGUCAUGCUAUAA
Molecule: messenger RNA, 7286 nt
Organism: Coregonus clupeaformis (lake whitefish)
Lineage: Eukaryota; Metazoa; Chordata; Actinopteri; Salmoniformes; Salmonidae
Product: FERM and PDZ domain-containing protein 1-like
Cellular component (GO): cytoskeleton
Molecular function (GO): protein binding
Source: RefSeq, a predicted model, not a curated record